This is a messenger RNA of Varanus komodoensis (Komodo dragon), 4346 nucleotides long. It is a transcript of the gene MARK1, whose product is annotated as microtubule affinity regulating kinase 1. Gene Ontology annotation, biological process: microtubule cytoskeleton organization; intracellular signal transduction; protein phosphorylation. Gene Ontology annotation, cellular component: cytoplasm. Gene Ontology annotation, molecular function: protein serine/threonine kinase activity; tau-protein kinase activity; ATP binding. Bases 233 to 2641 code for a protein of 802 amino acids. The record is from RefSeq and is a predicted model, not a curated record. NCBI's taxonomy places the organism in Eukaryota, Metazoa, Chordata, Lepidosauria, Squamata, Varanidae. The transcript is spliced from 18 exons.
GCAGCCAUGGCCGGGACUCCGGGAGCCUAAGUGGGGCCGCCUCCGCCCUGCCCGGGAGCGCAAGAGGAGCAGCCGCGUCGCAGAGGCCUGCCCGUGCGAGGCUAGGGCGGGAGAGGCAGGCAGCCAGCCAGGCCGGCCGGCCGGCAGACGGCAGGGCGGACGGCCGUGGCUCGGCCCUUCCCCGCCUUGGCCCGGGCCGGCUUUGCGGCGGCUGCAGAACCGCACGCGCAAGAUGUCCACCCGCACGCCGCUGCCCACCGUCAAUGAGCGGGACACCGAGAACCACACUUCCGUUGAUGGAUAUUCUGAGCCCCAUGUCCAGCCCACAAAAUCAAGUAGCAGACAGAAUAUACCCCGCUGCAGAAAUUCAAUCACAUCUACUAAUGAAGACCAUCCUCACAUUGGAAAUUACCGUUUACUAAAGACGAUAGGAAAAGGAAAUUUUGCCAAAGUGAAGCUGGCUAGACAUGUUCUUACUGGUAGAGAGGUUGCUGUGAAAAUAAUAGACAAAACCCAACUAAAUCCCACCAGCCUACAAAAGCUGUUCCGGGAAGUACGAAUAAUGAAGAUAUUGAACCAUCCUAAUAUUGUUAAGUUAUUUGAAGUUAUUGAAACAGAAAAAACAUUAUAUUUAGUAAUGGAAUAUGCCAGUGGGGGGGAAGUGUUUGACUACUUGGUUGCCCAUGGAAGAAUGAAAGAGAAAGAAGCACGUGCAAAAUUUAGACAGAUUGUGUCUGCUGUGCAAUACUGUCAUCAGAAAUACAUUGUCCAUCGUGAUCUCAAGGCAGAAAACCUUCUUCUUGAUGGCGACAUGAACAUUAAAAUUGCAGAUUUUGGUUUUAGCAAUGAAUUUACUAUUGGCAACAAACUGGACACUUUUUGUGGAAGCCCUCCAUAUGCUGCCCCUGAACUUUUUCAAGGAAAGAAAUAUGAUGGCCCAGAAGUGGAUGUAUGGAGUCUUGGAGUUAUUCUUUACACUCUAGUCAGUGGAUCUUUGCCAUUUGAUGGGCAAAAUUUAAAGGAACUGAGAGAGCGGGUAUUACGGGGAAAGUACCGGAUACCAUUCUAUAUGUCCACAGAUUGUGAAAAUCUACUGAAAAAGCUGCUUGUAUUGAAUCCAAUCAAGCGAGGGAGCUUGGAACAAAUAAUGAAGGACCGAUGGAUGAAUGUUGGUCACGAAGAGGAAGAAUUAAAGCCAUACACUGAACCUGAACCAGAUUUUAAUGACACCAAAAGAAUAGAUAUAAUGGUCACUAUGGGUUUUGCAAGAGAAGAAAUUCAUGACUCUCUGGUAAACCAAAAGUAUGACGAAGUAAUGGCUACUUACCUGCUUCUAGGCAGAAAACCACCUGAGUUUGAGGGAAGCGAAUCUCUGUCCAGUAGUAACCUGAGUCAAAGAUCUCGACCCAGCAGUGACCUCAACAACAGUUCUAUGCAAUCUCCUGCUCACUUGAAGGUCCAGAGGAGUAUAUCGGCCAAUCAGAAACAACGGCGGUUCAGUGAACAUGGUGGGGAUGGCAUUCAACCAAUUGGCCCAUCAAUUCCUCCCGCUGUCUCCUACUCGAAAAGAGCUCAGGCAAACAGUGUGGAGGGUGAACACAAAGAAGAAUGGGACAAAGAUGCAUCACGUAAGCUGAGCAGCACUACAGUUGGGUCCAAAGGCGAGAUGGCAGCAAGUCCACUGGUGGGCCCUGAAAGGAAGAAAUCAACUACCGUUCCAACUAACAAUGUGUUUUCGGGGACUAGCAUGACACGAAGAAAUACCUACGUCUGUGAACGUUCUACAGAUCGCUAUUCUGCUAUUCAGAAUGGGAAAGACAACAGCCUAACAGAAAUGUCUGCAAGCAGUACCUCUUCCGCUGGCUCUGCUGUCACUUCUGCGAUAUCAGCACGACCUCGGCACCAGAAGUCCAUGUCUGCUUCUGGUCACCCGAUAAAAGUUACACUGCCAACUAUCAAAGAUGGCACUGAAGCUUAUCGACCAAGCAGUGCAACUCAGAGAGCACCUGCUGCUUCCCCAUCUGCUCACAGUAUUAGCACUACCACUCCAGACCGAACCCGCUUUCCUCGGGGGAGUUCUAGCCGAAGCACUUUCCAUGGUGAGCAGCUACGGGAGCGACGCAAUGCCACUUAUAAUGGACCACCUGCAUCACCAUCGCACGAAACCAGCACAUUUGCGCAAACAAGAAGAGGGACAUCAACUGGCAUUAUUAGCAAAAUAACUUCCAAAUUUGUCCGCAGGGAUCCAAGUGAAGGCGAAGCCAGUGGCAGAACCGACACCUCAAGGAGCACUUCUGGAGAGCCUAAAGAGAGGGAAAAGGAGGAAGGCAAAGAUUCUAAGCCUCGGUCUUUGAGGUUUACUUGGAGUAUGAAGACCACAAGUUCCAUGGACCCAAAUGACAUGAUGAGAGAGAUUCGAAAAGUGUUAGAUGCCAACAACUGUGACUAUGAACAAAAAGAGAGGUUCCUUCUAUUCUGUGUUCACGGUGAUGCACGACAGGAUAGCCUUGUCCAGUGGGAGAUGGAAGUGUGUAAAUUGCCACGCCUAUCACUCAAUGGAGUCCGCUUCAAGCGAAUCUCUGGGACUUCUAUUGCCUUUAAAAACAUUGCAUCCAAAAUAGCGAAUGAGCUUAAGCUGUAAAGAGCAGUGACAUUUCUGGGAUCAGGGAAGAUUCAAGCUUACAUUUUGAAUGUACUGGUUAUGCCUAAAUUGAUUGGCCUGUGAAACUCCCCAUGUAGAAAUUGUCCCUAUUGCAAUAAGGUUAUAUAUAGUUAUUCUGAAUUGUAAAAUUAAAUUCAGUAUGACCUAUAUUAAAAGAAAAAUCUGUAGCUAAAGAAGUUAUGUUCACAUGUACAGGUAAGUAUAUAGAGCAUUCUGUUCAUUUUAUGUUCAUAGAGUUGUAUAAUAAGAAGGCGUAAAUACAGAUCUUGUAUAGUUGUCUAGACAUUGGCACAGAAGUGUGUUUGCUUUGAGCUGAAAAGUUCUUCCUGAUCAUUCUUUACAUUUUCUGGUGGUUUUUAUAAUUCUUACCUCUGUCAUGCAUUUUUUUAAACAGUGUCUGUAGUAAAAAUGCACAAAAAUUGUUUUCACAACUGUAGCAUGAACAAUUUUAGUUGUUUUAAAUGAAUCAUAUAUAACAAUUGAAUUAGUUAAAAGAUAGGUUGGCUUUUGUUGUACACGGGAUUUUUCCUGCUUCCCUUCCACUCUUAUCCUCCUUUAUAGAACAGUGUUCAGUUGAAAACAAAAAAUGCAAACAUGUUUACAGUGUUGGCACUUACAGAAAGGAAAAAAGGGGUUUCUGAGUGUGUUUCGCCUCAGGUCCCUUGAAUCACUUUGGGGAACAGAAAUCACAUCUUGAAGAUAUUGUAUUUGAAAACUUAAAUCUUGCUCUUGUGACCCAUGGUCAAAUGUAGCAACAGAAUAGAAGUACAGUGCAUAUGCAUCAAUCAUUGUGUGAAAUAAUUGUUUGUUGCCUUUGAAAGAAUUCACAUACCAUUUUAUGAAAAUAUAACUUCAUUUAGAGACUGUUCAUAGCACAAGGUAUUCUGAAAUGUUGACCAAGUCUAAGAGCUUAAUAAAUGCCACCUCAGGAAUUAACUGUUUUUUGAAAUAUUUCCCCAUCUACCCCCCCAAAGAGUACAUACUUUACAGCCAAGCAUACAUUGUUUAUAACAAUAGAUGAUUACUUAUCUGAUUGUACAAAUUUUGUUCCCAUAUAUCUUGUCUGUGUUUUUAAUAUUUUGCCCACUUUCUUGUAUUUAUUCCACAUCAUUAUGCCUGUAAUGUGCAGCUGUGUGUAGGCAUUUGCCUAUGGAAGAAGAAGAAAAUUCCUUCAUGAUUAGUGAUAUAAACUCUGUAAAACCACUAGUACUUGGUACAUUUUAAUAUUUGUUAUUUUGUACUGAAUUAAUCAUAGCGGUUGGUUGUGCAAUGUUAUUUAAUGUCGUAAUUACUGUAACUUCAGCCUAUGGGCCCCAUCUGCACACUCCUGUAAAGAUUAGAAAAGUCAUUCAAAAUUGUCACUUUAUUAAAAACAAAAUACAAAAAAGCUGUGGUAAACUCUGUAACCCGAAGUUAGAAGGCUCUAAGCGUAGCUAAGCGUGCCAUUUGAGAAUGGCUUUCCGGCAGAUGGACUUGACAUGUACUGUACUGUGAUGUAGCUCUCUCUUCUGUAACAGUUCUGUUCUGAAACGAACGUGUAUUGUUGCCUUAGAAAAAAGGGUGGUGUUUGGCAAGAAAGGACUGUACCCCUUUUUAUCUGGUGUUCUUUUAAAACAUUUUUUGACGCACGUCAUCCUAAUUCACAUUCACUGGUGCACUCUAUUAAAAAGUUACUUGAACGGUU